UUCUCUGUUAAACCUCGGAAGUUUUAUUCCCGCUAAUCUUCGCCACUAUGUCAGAGGCCACUUGAAAAACCCGGAAGAAGCGGUCUCCAUGGAAACCCCGAGGAACAAACUUUUCUUCAUUUGAUGUCAGAAACAUGACUGGAGAUGGCGACUAUAGUAAGUACGAUUUGGCACGACUGCAGGCGGAACUCGAGCAGGAGGGAGAAAUGAAAGAAAUGCUUGAGGAGUCGGUGUCUGAUCUGCGGAGUACCAUGUGUGAACUGCAAGAAAGACUGCACAGCGUUGACGGGGAAGGAAAUGAGUGGAAAACGAGGUAUGAGACACAGGUAGAGCUAAAUGGACAGCUGGAAAGACAAAUGUCCCUCAUCCAUGAGAGACUGGAAGACCUAAGAGGAAAUCCCAUGGACCGAUUGGCCUCCAUACGAUCUUACGAUGAUAUGCCAGUCGAAGCACUGAGACAGCGCCUGAAGCUCCUGACUGAGGAGAAGUCCGACCUCCAGAGACAGCUGAUGGACUGCCAUCUCAGAAUCGAACAGGAAGGAAAGGCAUUUCAUAAGACCAAUGAUGAGAGGCGGGCGUACCUUUCCGAAAUUGCUAAGCUGUCUUCCACCCUCGAAAGCCAAAGAAGGCAGUACUUCACCCAGCCACAGAGGGCACCAGAGAGCAAACAGAGGAGAGGGAAACAGGCCAGCAGGAAGGUGGAGGCUGACUCUAAAAAAGGCAAAGAGAGAGAAGAAAAUGGAGGAGGAGGACGUGUGAAAGGAGGAGGAGGAGGAGGAGGAGGAGGAGGAGGAGGUGGGGGUGGAGCAACAGCAGAGAGAGAAGAAGAGAAGAAAUCUCAAAGAGGAAGCAGGUUACCCACCCUAAAGUACUACAUAAAACACAGCCACUAACUCAAACCUGCUGUUACAGCCUGUUUAUUUAGAAAAACAACAACAUGUAACUCUCUUCUGGGGAUCCUGGAGUGAUUACAGUAGAAAACUGUCUAUAUCAUAUGACUUCCUAUGGUUUUGAUCAGGCUGAAAACAUUGCAGCUCCUAUGUAGGUUAUCUCCCGAUGUGCCACAGUCAGUAUUUAUAAUUCAGCGUUUAUUUUACACUUGACAGAAAAUACAGUGUUACACUGAUGUUGUGGUUUAAAAUGUUACAUUUAUAAUGAAGUCCGGUGUUUAUUAAUUCAUUACUAUUUCAUUAUUGUAUUACGUUGUUUACGAAAUUUUUCUUUGUUUGACAGACAGGAAUAUUAUAGGCUGUGAGUGUUGUGAGGUCAUCUCGUAAUGUGCCAGAAGCCUGCUGAGUCUGACAUUUCUGGUGUCGUUGCGAUUUAUUUAUUUAUUUUUUUCACUGCGCCUCCCACGGCUUGCAUUACGUAAGCAGCACCACAUCAACCACACACUCCGUAUGUGGUUCAACCACAGAGCACCCAGUCACCUCCAUUCCACCCACUGACCGCCUUUCUGAAUGUAGGCGUAAGAAAACUGCAUCCAUAUGACAUGCAGUAAGUGAGCAGGAAAAUUGCCAGAAGCGGCUUCGUUUGUGUUUGUGAAGAUGUGUUUGCUUGUUGUCAGCCUGAAAGCAAUGCAUUGAAACAAUAUCUCACAACACAGGACCUGGUCUUAUAACAUGAAUUCAUUGAUCUGUAAGUAUGAUUAGGUCAUAUCGAUUAGCUCCUGGGAUAUGAUUCAAAAUUGGCUUUUGAAACAAAGCAACCACAGGCAAAGAACAAUUCAGAAACAAGACU
Messenger RNA from Scatophagus argus, 1740 nucleotides. It is a transcript of the gene ccdc169, whose product is annotated as coiled-coil domain containing 169. The record is from RefSeq and is a predicted model, not a curated record. Bases 135 to 893 code for a protein of 252 amino acids. The transcript has 8 exons. Lineage: Eukaryota; Metazoa; Chordata; Actinopteri; Scatophagidae.